Ornithodoros turicata is the source of this 3687-nucleotide messenger RNA. RefSeq names its product gelsolin, cytoplasmic-like. The transcript has 20 exons. Gene Ontology annotation, biological process: barbed-end actin filament capping; actin filament severing; actin polymerization or depolymerization. NCBI's taxonomy places the organism in Eukaryota, Metazoa, Arthropoda, Arachnida, Ixodida, Argasidae. The record is from RefSeq and is a predicted model, not a curated record. The coding region runs from base 94 to 2301 and encodes 735 amino acids. Gene Ontology annotation, molecular function: actin filament binding; phosphatidylinositol-4,5-bisphosphate binding. Gene Ontology annotation, cellular component: actin cytoskeleton; cytoplasm.
CGCCCUUGUUCACUGCACGCCCGUGAAGUUCUCAAUCCACUCUCUGGUGCGGGAGUGUGCAGGUCGUUUCCUGGACAUUUGAAGGCUUACGAAAUGGUUGCUACAGAUCCAGCGUUUGAAGGUGCCGGACAGGAACCAGGCCUGACGAUAUGGAGAAUCGAGAAACUGGAGGUGAAAACUGUGGACAAAAAGAUGCACGGCAUGUUUUUCUCGGGUGAUUCCUACAUCGUUUUACACACAAAGCUGCCGAAAACUGGACGUAUGCAAUGGAACAUCCACUUCUGGUUGGGCAGGGAUACCUCACUGGACGAAUACACAGUGGCAGCCAUCAAGAGCGUUGAAUUAGACGAAUCUCUGGGUGGAAGCCCCGUUCAGCACAGGGAAGUGCAGGACCACGAGUCUGAUCUCUUCCUCUCUUACUUCAAGACCGGAGUCAAGUAUCUCGAAGGUGGCAUAGAAUCUGGUCUGACCGCCGUCGAUACGAGCGUCCACAAGAGACUGCUGCAGGUGAAGGGCAAAAGGAACGUCCGAGUUCGCCAGGUUCCCUUGGCAGCAUCUUCCAUGAACCGUGGCGACUGCUUCAUUUUGGACGCUAGGGACACCAUCUUCAUAUACCAGGGACACGGCAGUGGCCGUAUCGAGCGCAUCAAAGCUAUUCAGAUCGCUAACGGCAUCCGAGACGACGUGCACGGAGGCAGAAGCAAGAUCUUUAUUAUCGAUGAAGCUAGCUCCGAGGGAGACGUGGCGCAAUUCUUCGAGGAACUGGGCGAGGGUUCUGCGGCGGACAUCAAGGAUGCCGAAGCAGGAGGUGACGACGUGGAGCACGAAAGAUCCGUUGACACAGAGGUCUCUCUGCACAGGAUUUCCGACGCCGAUGGCGACCUCAAAGUGGAAAGAGUGGGAGCGAAGCCGUUGGCGCAAGAGCUUCUCGACCCUAACGACUGCUUCUUGUUGGAUGGCGGUGUCAGCGGACUCUUCGUCUGGGUCGGCAAAGGAGCCAGCCAGAAGGAAAGAAAAGAGUCAAUGCUCUUGGCACAGAAAUACCUAGGGUACCGCGGUUACCCGACCUGGACCAAAGUUACUCGCGUGAUUGGUGGAGCCGAGCCCCCCAUGUUCAAGCAGUACUUCGCUUACUGGAAAGAACCGGAACAUACCAGCAUGUUCGGAAGGAAAGAUGCCCUCAGCAAGAUUGCAGCUGUUGACAAGGCUUUCAACGUCAACGAUCUGCACCGAGAAAAACGCCGCCUUUUGUCUAAGAGUUUGGGAAGAGCUUGUGGAUUCAUGCCAGACGAUGGCUCCGGAAAAGUGGAGGUGUUCAGAGUGGAAAACUUCGAACUGGCUCCAAUCGACCCUGCCAUCAACGGUUUCUUCUUCGGUGGCGACAGCUACGUCCUGAAGUACACCUACAAUAAAGGGUACAGCGAGCGGUACGUUAUCUACUUUUGGCAGGGCAACGAGAGCAGUCAAGACGAGAAAGCUGCCUCUGCCAUUUGGGCCGUCAAGCUGGACAAUGACUUGUGUGGAAAGGCUAUACAAGUCCGGGUAGUGCAGGGACACGAACCGGAGCAUUUCCUGCGCAUCUUCAAAGGACGCAUGAUCAUCUUCACCGGAGGCCACGCUAGCGGGUUCCGCAAUCUGCGAGACCAUGACACGUACGACGUCGACGGCACGCGCAUGUUCCACGUCAAGGGCACUUCGGAUGUCAACGUGCGAGCCGUUCAGGUAGCCGAAGUUGCUGCCUCACUCAACUCAGAGGACGUGUUUGUACUCGAAACUCCCAAGACGACUUACCUGUGGAUUGGGGAGUUUGCUGAUGAAUCGGAAGUGGCAAUGGGACGGAACGUGGCAAAGCUGGUUUCUCCAGACAGGGAAGCGGUGUUGUUGAAGGAAUCCGAAGAACCUGACGAGUUCUGGCAGAGUAUCGGCGGAAAGGGCGACUACCAGAAGGGUCAUACAGAGGAGUCCAACCCACUGCUGGACGCAAGGCUGUUCAAGUGUUCCACGGCUACCGGAAAGCUCCGCGUUGAACAGAUGUGCAACUUUUCACAAGAGGACCUCGACGAAGAUGACGUCAUGAUGCUUGACAGCGGCGACGAAAUAUACAUCUGGAUAGGAAAAGGAUCCACCGAAGAAGAGCGGUCCAAGUCCCUCGAAGUUGCCAUGGAGUAUGUGAAGACCGACCCGACCCAGAGAGACCUGAACAACACUGCCAUUAUCACCGUCAAUCAGGACCAAGAACCAGAAGGUUUCACCUCGCUCUUUGAUUCUUGGGAUCCGAACCUGUGGAAGUCUCUGGCUUAGUGGCUUCUCUUCGCUGUCCUGACGGAUCGCCAUUCUCACAACAUGAUGUCUUACGAAGAUUGGAAAGAAGAGGUCGCUCGGCGCAACAACGAGCUUUAAAGACUACAGAAGUACCAUAUGCCUCGUGUGGUGCCUUACAAAAAAAUAGAUCAACUUUGAUGAAUCACUACGCAAUCCAAUCAAUGGAACCACAGAAGAGAAAUUACUUCUUUCAUUUUCCUUAAGUGAGAGUAAACCCAAGUAGCACAAUGUACUGAAAGUCGAGUAGGUAGACGGGUAGGUGGAAGGCCUUGAACAGACGCGUGAAGCUAAAGAACCUUGAUAAGACACAUACCGACCACCCAUAUUGCACUCGACUUUCGGUACAUUGUGCUGCUUGGGAACGGGCUUUCAUCUAAUCUUAUUCUUCAGCGUUCUGCCACUUUUCGCGGAAUUUUUACCCGCGCUAUUAUCAUGAUUUAGUUGUUGUGAUUUUAUUUCGCAUGAGAUUCGAAAAAUAUAACUUAUAAAGCGAGAUUACUUUGUGUUUUCAGGAACGCAUUUUUUCUGAGAUAUCUCCUUUGAUGAGAUGUUGUCAUGCCUGUGUUCGACGGCACACAUAUUGUGAAACCCUGUUCCUUUUAUUCCAUAAGGGUGUUUUUUAGCCAGUGCUUCAUCGUUCAGCCGCUGCUUAAAACGUUCGAUGCCUUUCCAGAGAAAUUUAUGCUUAUCAACAAUUUACGAGCAGUCAGUCGAGCGAUUUCCUUGUCGUGACCGCUGAAUUAACGCAUCGCGCAAGCGGUUUGUAUCUCAACAGCCACACGUGCCAGCUCUUUGAAGGUUGCCGCAUUUUACUGGCAUGGCAUAUUUUCCGAGAAAUGUAUUUUCAUUUCCCAUUUUCUAAAUCUACAGGUUUCUACUCACCUUAUUAGUGGUUUUCUACAUUCAUUUUACGUCAGGUGGGCGUGGCGCACACAAGGAACGAAAGACAAAAAAGACAAGCGCCUUCUUGACUUAUCACCAACGAGCCCGGCAUACAGCACUUUCAGGCCACAUUUCACGUAUUUAUCUAAGUUAGUUAACUAUCACCAACAGGGUGCUAUUGUCCUACUUGCUUACCUUUGUGAAUAGUCUGUUUUGUUUUUUACUUUGCAUUAAACAUAUCCCCCCCCCCCCCCCCUGUUUCCGAAAGUUUUGCUUCCGAAUUACACAUUUACCCGGAUAUGGAAUACAAUUAGAUUAGAAUUUCCCAAGCGGAAACAAGUGGGAGAGGGUGGCCAACGCGGGUAUAUAAAGCACAUUGUGCUCUAAUCAUCAGGCUCUAUAUGCGGUAAACUUGUGCUUUUGUGGUGCUUGCCCACGAUUGUGUGUUGACGUUAUCACUUUCAAUAAAAUCUUUUAGAAGCA